AUAUAGCUGAACACCAAACAGAAAAUACUCUGAGAUUAUAAUUAUGUCAGACAACUAUGAUUGGGUAGAAGAAGUCCCUAUCCCUUCUAAGUGGGUCUCAGCUGAAAUGGUAAGGGAACUACGUGACACAUUUGUGGUCAGGGAUGAAGAUUUAUACAUGAUGACGUAUCCCAAAUCAGGAACUAACUGGUUGGUGGAGAUUGUCUGUCUGAUUCAUUCCAAGGGGGAUCCUACAUGGAUUAAAACUCUUUCUAUUGACAAACGUGUUCCAUGGAUAGAAAUUGGUGAAUGUAGCAGAGAACUAAAAAAUAAGGAGGACCCACGUCUCAUCACCUCUCACCUCCCUGUCCAACUCUUCCCCAAGUCUUUCUUCUGUUCCAAAGCCAAGAUGAUUUAUCUAUUAAGAAAUCCCAGAGAUGCUCUUGUGUCUGGUUAUUACUUCUUGUGUGCUUUAAAUUACAUUAAGAAAUCAGAGUCACUGGAAGGAUUCUUUAAGGAUUUCAUUCAAGGAAAUGGCAUCGUUGGGGACUGGAAGGAUCACUUCACAGUAGCCCAGGCUGAAGAAUUCGAUAAAAUAUUUGAGGAGAAGAUGGCAGAUUUUCCUAAAGAGCUGUUUCCAUGGGAAUAGUAUAAAGUAUAUGAAUCUUACAGUGAUACUUCAUAUGUCCUUGAACAUGUCUAUGGCUUAGUGCCAUAGCAUAAACCC
Messenger RNA from Acomys russatus (golden spiny mouse), 706 nucleotides. RefSeq names its product sulfotransferase 2A1-like. NCBI's taxonomy places the organism in Eukaryota, Metazoa, Chordata, Mammalia, Rodentia, Muridae. The transcript is spliced from 4 exons. The coding region runs from base 44 to 628 and encodes 194 amino acids. Gene Ontology annotation, cellular component: cytoplasm. The record is from RefSeq and is a predicted model, not a curated record. Gene Ontology annotation, molecular function: sulfotransferase activity. Gene Ontology annotation, biological process: sulfation.